Molecule: messenger RNA, 2421 nt
Organism: Chironomus riparius
Lineage: Eukaryota; Metazoa; Arthropoda; Insecta; Diptera; Chironomidae
Source: the annotation of a GenBank genome assembly
UUUUAAUCUAAAUCUUAAUGAGCAAGUAAUCACAGCGAUAAGAUUGCUUUUCUAGUUGCCAUAAAUUUUUAUAAUCUUUAGAUAAGCCCUCAAUUGAGCUACUGGCUAAUCUGAAAGAUAAUUCAGUUUAUUUCAGGCUGUUGAGCAUUAAGCAAAGCUCUCAAGACAUGAAGUACCCAAAAGUCACCUUAACCUCAAUCUUAGUCAUCCUCACUGCAUUCUCAACUUCUAAAGCAGCAGACACAAUCUGCACAGAAACUGGAAGUGACUACUCAUGUCAAUUAGUCAAUCUAAACAUCAAUCAGCUUGAAGAUGACUUAACAAUCAACACUUCCCACAAUAUUAGCUUUACCGACUUAAAUGUCACAAUUUUAACAAUCACAAAUGAGAUUUUCAAGAUUUUCAAGCCAGAAAUUUGCGAAAAAUUCCAAAAUCUCCAACGAUUGACGAUUUCGGACAGUAAACUUGAGGAAAUCCUUCAAAACUCUUUAGAAUUUUGCACACAACUCACAGCACUGACAAUUCAAGGCAAUCCAAUCACAGAAAUUCCAGAAAAUGUCUUUCAAAAUUGCACAAAAAUCACAAGUUUGACGAUUUUUCGGAACCCAAUUAAGACUUUAACCUCAAAAUCAUUCGCAGGACUGGAAAACCUUCAAACCUUGACGAUCCGGAGGUCCAACAUAACAACAAUUGAAGAAAAUCUAUUCGAUUUAGUUCCAAACUUGACGAAUUUGCAGCUGAACCUUAAUCAACUUGAGUUUGUGGAUCUAAAUGGGAUUGGGAAGCUGAUGAACCUUGUGACAUUGAAUUUAGCUGAUAAUUUACUAAACGAUGGGGAUGUUAAGCAUGAUAAAGUCACAAUUUUUGGAACAAUAAGAUCAUUCAGCCUUAGAAUGAACAGCUUUACAGUCAUCGACCAAGAUUUAUUCAAAAAAUUUCCAAAUUUAACGUCAAUCAACCUCGAACACAACCUAAUUACGGACGUUCCAGCUGAAACAUUCGCGUCGAUGCCAAAAUUGACAAGUUUGAAUUUUUACGAUAAUCGAUACACUUCUGUGCCUGCACAUUUCCUCAUCAACAGCCCAGAUGUGACUAUGAUUGACAUUCGGAGCAAUAAAAUUGAAUUUGUGCAUCCUGAUGCCUUUGUUGGGCUGACUAAGCUUGUCAGUUUGUACAUGAACAACAGCCCUGUGGAUUAUUUAAGUCCGGCUGUGUUUAGGGACAUGACAAAUGUUUACCGAUUACUUUUGGGGUCUUGCUGGUUGACUAGAGUUGAUUCACUGACUUUUGAUGGACUUGACAAGCUUGAAGUUCUUGAUUUUUAUGCAAACCGGCUUACUGAACUGCCUGAGAACCUUGGAGGUCCGAAGAUCCGUGACUUGACGUUAAGUGCUAAUAAAUUCACGAAGAUUCAAGCUUUUUACAUGCAUCAGUUCACAGAUGUUAAGAACCUGUACCUUCAGCUCAAUGAAAUAUCCGAAAUUGAAGAAAAUUCAUUUUCUAACCUCAAAAAAUUGGAAAUUUUAAGCCUGGCCAGGAAUCAACUUACAUCAAUUCCAGCUGAUUUAUUUAUAAUGAAUGAGAAUUUGCAGGAUUUGUUCCUUGAAGGCAAUGAGUUGGUGACAAUUGACUCAAAUCCAUUUAGAAGUUUGACAUUGUUGGAGAUCCUUUAUAUAUCUGAGAAUCCACUGACUCACUUGGGUGACAAAACUUUCGAAAAUAACCAGAACUUACAAUACUUAGCAAUUUAUUCCGCAAACUUGCCAAAUCUUCAUGAAAAUAUUUUCAAAAAUUUAACAAAUUUAGUCCAACUUGAGCUUCAGAAUAACAAAUUGACAAACUUGCCAGAAGGCAUUUUCAGUUCCUUAACAAAUCUUGGCAACUAUGACUACACGUGGUUUGAACUUAGCGGCAACAACAUCACAAAAUUAAACUCAAACUCAUUCACAGCCAUGAAUUAUCUUGAGAAGAUGUUCAUUAAUGACAAUGGAUUGAUGGCUGUCGAAAGGAACUUCUUUGACAAUUUUCCAAAUUUAAAGGAGCUUUAUGCUGACGGGAAUGGAUGUGUGAAUAAGAAUUUUAGAGGAAUCGAGAAGAUUGAGGAUAUUUUGGUGGACUUUGAGGUGUGUUUUGAUAAUUGGAAUGUAAUGGAAGCUACAACAACAACUGAAGACGCUGAAACAACAAAUGAACCAGAAUUAACAACACCUGAACCUCCAACAACGACUACUGUGACACAAGAAACAUCCACAACCCCUGGAAGUGGAAUCAACGUCCAAAUUUCAAUUGUUGUUUUGGUUUUUGGACUUUUUGCUGCAAUUUUGUAAUUCUUUGAAUUCUUAGUGCAGUGGUGCUCAACCUGUUUGGACCAAGACACUCAUCAUUGGCUAAAAGCAGGGGCGUAGCCAGGAAUUUAGAGUG